AUGCCCCUCUGCCCCGCCCCUCACACAGCCCCUCACACAGCCCCCCCACAUAUUCUACUCCCAACCACAACCACCAGACUCAGGAUGGAGCGUACCCUUGUUGCCGUGAAGCCCGAUGGCGUUCAGAGAGGUUUGUGCGGAGAGAUCAUGCGCCGCUUCGAGCAGAGAGGCUUCAAGCUGGUGGCCGCCAAAUUCAUGCAGGGCUCUGAGGACUUCAUGAAGAACCACUACUUGGACCUGAAGGACAUGCCCUUCUACGGAGGACUGUGCAAAUACAUGUCCUCUGGACCUGUGUUCGCCAUGGUGUGGGAGGGGGAGAACAUUGUGAAGCUUACCAGGAUGAUGCUCGGCGAGACCAACCCUGCUGAAUCCAAACCCGGCAGCAUCAGGGGCGACUUCUGCAUUAACAUUGGCAGGAACAUCAUCCACGGCAGCGACACCCUGGAGAAUGCCAAACGGGAGGUGGGACUGUGGUUCAAACCCGAGGAGUUUGUCACCUACACUUCCUGCUGCCAGGCCUUCAUCUAUGAGUAA
Molecule: messenger RNA, 534 nt
Organism: Knipowitschia caucasica
Lineage: Eukaryota; Metazoa; Chordata; Actinopteri; Gobiiformes; Gobiidae
Source: the annotation of a GenBank genome assembly